AUGUCAGUUUCAAACGAUGAAGAAACUCCUCGAGGAGACACCAGCGACAUGCCUUUGGAUCCCGUCGAGUUGGAGAAUCUACGCGUACGGCAACAAUGGGAGGAAUGUGCACGGGAUUCUAGAAGGGCGUCUCCCAAUUCCAAAUAUGAGCGAUACGAAAUCCCUGUAGAUCACAUGGAUGGAGACCGGGGAACCCAAAUCAAUCUAUUUUCCUUCAAACGUCCGCACAUGAGAGGCUUGCACUGCGCUUGGAUUUCCUUCUUUUUGUGUUUUACGAUUUGGUUCGCUCCAGCUCCCUUGUUGAAGGAGAUUGGAGAUACUUUGAAUUUGACAAAGGCAGAAUUAUGGACAUCUUCUAUAACGAACGAUUGUACUGCCAUUUUUACAAGGAUUCUCAUGGGACCCGUUUGCGAUAACUAUGGAGCACGAAUGCCCAUGGCCAUUGUGCUGGUAUUUUCCUCUAUACCGACUGCCAUGGUGGGACUGGUGAAUUCAGCAUCACAGCUGGCAUUGAUUCGUUUCUUUAUUGGAUUCGCUGGAAGUUCCUUUGUCAUGUCACAAUUCUGGCCCAGUAGAAUGUUUUCCAGGCAACUCGCUGGAACAGCCAAUGGAAUCGUCGGUGGAUGGGGAAAUCUAGGUGGUGCCUGGGCCCAAGUGUUUAUGGGUACCAUCUUGUUUCCAGCGUUUCGAGACUAUUAUGGGAGCAAAGAGAAAGCAUGGCGAACUAUUUGUAUCAUCCCAGCGGCCAUGGCUUUUGUUUGGGGAAUUAUAUUGCCUUUUAUCACGGAUGAUGCCCCUAUGGGAAAUUACAGCUACAUGAAGAAGAAAGGAACCAUGGAUCGUAUCUUCUUCACCACGAGUCUUCGAUCUGGAGCAACUCGCAACACUUGGAUUCUCUUUGUCCAAUAUGCCAGUUGUUUUGGAGUCGAAUUGGUGAUGAACAAUGCUUCUGUUCUUUACUACAACGCACGCUUUGGUUUGGAUACAGACCAGGCCGCAGCCAUUGGAUUUGCCUAUGGAUCGAUGAAUAUUUUUGCACGUGGGUUGGGUGGAUUGCUGAGUGACAAACUCAACACCAAGAUGGGAAUGAGAGGUCGACUUGCCUUGCAAACAUUUUUCUUGAUCAUGGAAGGUCUUUUGAUCGUCUUAUUCUCCUUUAUGCAAACUCUUCCAGCGGCCAUUACCACCAUGUGUUUGUUUUCCAUCUUUACACAAGCUGCGGAAGGUGCAAUUUAUGGUGUGGUUCCAUACAUUUCGAAACUAUACACUGGUGCUGUUGCAGGUUUUGUCGGUUCGGGCGGUAAUGUCGGCAGUGUUGUCUACGGUCUUUUCUUUCGAUCAUUUGAAUAUGAUGUUGCUUUCUUGGUGAUGGGAUCUAUUGUGAUUGCAUCCUCAUUUUUGACUAUGUUCAUUAACAUUCCUUGUCACGCUGGAUUGAUCUGGGGUGAAGAUAACCAUGCAGUAAUUCAAGCGCGGGAACGAUACCUUCGUCGACGAGAAAUGGCGAGACAACAAGAUGAGGGAGUAACCGCCAACACAGAUGGCAAUGGGGAAGAAAACACCAGCCCUGAUGAGAAUGAGGAUUAA
This is a messenger RNA of Cylindrotheca closterium, 1587 nucleotides long. The record is from the annotation of a GenBank genome assembly. NCBI's taxonomy places the organism in Eukaryota, Bacillariophyta, Bacillariophyceae, Bacillariales, Bacillariaceae.